Messenger RNA from Fimicolochytrium jonesii, 1755 nucleotides. Its product is annotated as P-loop containing nucleoside triphosphate hydrolase protein. The coding region runs from base 1 to 1755 and encodes 584 amino acids. Gene Ontology annotation, molecular function: ATP binding; RNA binding; RNA helicase activity. The record is from RefSeq and is a predicted model, not a curated record. Gene Ontology annotation, cellular component: nucleolus. NCBI's taxonomy places the organism in Eukaryota, Fungi, Chytridiomycota, Chytridiomycetes, Spizellomycetales, Powellomycetaceae. Gene Ontology annotation, biological process: rRNA processing. The transcript has 2 exons.
AUGGACGUCGUCGACACAGCAGCCGCCGCAAAAGCGGCCAAAAAGGCCGAAAAGAAACUCAAGAAGGAGAAAAAGGCCGCCGCUGCCGCGAAGGAAGAGACCCCGGUCUCUGUCGGUGAGGACGCUGUCGUUGCUGAGAAGAAAGACAAGAAGAGCAAGAAGAGGUCGAGGGAGGAGACUGUCGCUGCGGAGGAGGUCAAGACGACUGUGACUGUGAAUGAGGAGGAGGCGGACGGGAGGGAGAAGAAGAAGAAAAAGAAGGAAAAGAAGGAUAAGAAGGAAAAGGCCGCCGACGACACCGAGUCCGCACCAGCAAAGGCGAAAAGCUUCGCAAAAUCCGCCAGCCAAUCCUGGGUCUACAAACAAAGCCCCGCCCUCAGCGCCGUCCCCCAAGCGACCAUCGACGCCUUUUACAAAGACAACGCCGUCGAAGUCACCGGCGACUGGGACACGGCCUCCCACCGGCCCAUCCUCGAAUUCGCCCAGGCCGGCCUACCCGCGCAGGUCGAGCAGCACCUCUCCGCCUUCCCCAAACCCACCUUCAUCCAGUCCGCCUGCUGGCCCGCGCUGCUCAGCGGCCGCGACAUGAUCGGGAUCGCGUCGACGGGGAGCGGGAAGACGUUGGCGUUUGGUGUACCCGCUUUGAUUCAUGUGCAGAACCGCGCCGCGUUGGAGGGGACUGGGAAGAAGGGUGGGAAACGCCUCCCGCAGGUGCUUAUCCUCUCCCCAACCCGCGAGCUCGCCAUGCAGAUCCAGGAGCAGAUGGAAAAAUUCGGGGCGGCAGGCGGGCUCAAAAGCAUCGUUCUGUACGGCGGUGUGCCCAAAUGGGAGCAGAAGAAACUCCUUCAAAAGGGUGACGUGAACAUCAUCGUCGCGACCCCGGGCCGUCUCAUCGACCUGAUUGAAGAGGACGACGCAACCUGCAACAUCUCCGACGUGUCCUACUUUGUCCUCGACGAAGCCGACCGCAUGCUCGACCUCGGGUUCGAGGAAGCGAUCAAGAAGAUCAUCUCACACCUCGCCAAAAAGAACCGCCAGACCGUCAUGUUCUCCGCCACCUGGCCGCCCGCAAUCCAGAAGAUCGCCGAGCAGUACCUCACGACCGCGGUCAAGAUCACCGUCGGGUCCACCGACCUCUCCGCCAACAACCGCAUCGAGCAGCGGGUGGAAGUCAUUGACAACUUCAAAAAGGAGCAACGGCUCAUCGAGCUGCUCAAACUCUACCACAACAAGCAACGCACGAACCGGAUCCUGAUCUUUGCACUCUACAAGAAGGAAGCGGCGAGGUUGGAACAGAUGCUCCGCCGCAACGGGUACAACAUCGUGGGAAUCCACGGCGACCUCUCCCAAGCCCAACGCACAGCCGCCAUCGACGCCUUCCGCUCCGGAACAACCCCCCUCCUCAUCGCCACCGACGUCGCGGCGAGAGGUCUGGAUAUCCCGAACGUGGAGUACGUGAUCAACGUGACCUUUCCGCUGACCGUAGAGGAUUACUGUCACCGGAUUGGACGGACCGGGCGGGCCGGCGCGACGGGGAUCAGUCAUACGCUGUUUACGGUGAAUGACAAGGGGCAUAGUGGGGGGUUGAUCAAUGUGUUGAAGCAGGCGGGGCAGAAGGUGCCGGCGGAGCUUAUGAAGUUUGGGACUACGGUCAAGAAGAAGGUAGACCCCAACUACGGCGCAUUUGCAAAAGACAUCGACAUGUCCGUCAAGGGCAAGAAGAUCACCUUCACGGCCGAUUCCGAUUCCGAGUAA